UGUCAUGUUGAUUGUUUACGCUUGGUGGUGCAAUUUGUUGUAACAAUCUGUAAAUUAAAUUAAAAUCCAUUUUCCAUACCAUGUCGGAACUUGUCGUGAAGAAUGUUGAUAAUGCCUGUGAGACAGCAGAAGAAUUCACCAGAGUAUUUUAUAAACAAGUGGAUAACAGUCGCCACCUAACCUCAAAAUUAUAUUUGGAAACGGGUCUAUUGGUUUGGAAUGGCAAUGGGAUCAAUGGCAGUGAUAAGAUACAAAAAUUUCUAAUGGAUUUACCGGCAAGCAACCACGUUUUGAAAACCUUAGAUGCUCAACCUAUAUCAGAAAGUUUGGUGUCGAACAAAUUGACCUACCUCAUCCAGGCGUGUGGCGACGUGACUUAUCAGAAUGAUGACAUCAAGAAACCAUUCCAGCAGACGUUCUUAAUCGUAGCAGUUGAUGGCAAAUGGAAGAUUGCGUCAGACUGUUUUAGACUACAAGUGCCGUACAGUUAACAAGGAACAGGAUGUUUGCUUAAUUGACUGAUAAACAAUAAGUUAUUGUUUUGGAACAAUAUCUGUGAAUUAUUUAAGAUAUAAAUUAAGAUUUACUGGUAAUACAAACAAUAUAUGUAUAAGCAAUCACAUUCAGUUUUACUUAUUGUAGUAGAGUUCGUAUAAUUGCAUUGUAUAAAAAGGAUUAUUAACACUAGAUUUUUAUUACUGUAGUGUGCUAUUAUGCUUGUAGUAGCUAUUGCAUUGUAUAAUUAAUACUUAGUACAUUAAACGACUCGUAAAGUAAA
This is a messenger RNA of Ostrinia furnacalis (Asian corn borer), 778 nucleotides long. RefSeq names its product NTF2-related export protein 1 (gene Nxt1). The record is from RefSeq and is a predicted model, not a curated record. Gene Ontology annotation, biological process: nucleocytoplasmic transport. NCBI's taxonomy places the organism in Eukaryota, Metazoa, Arthropoda, Insecta, Lepidoptera, Crambidae. The coding region runs from base 81 to 491 and encodes 136 amino acids. The transcript has a single exon.